Nycticebus coucang (slow loris) is the source of this 6430-nucleotide messenger RNA. RefSeq names its product TUB bipartite transcription factor (gene TUB). The record is from RefSeq and is a predicted model, not a curated record. Bases 255 to 1775 code for a protein of 506 amino acids. NCBI's taxonomy places the organism in Eukaryota, Metazoa, Chordata, Mammalia, Primates, Lorisidae. Gene Ontology annotation, cellular component: cilium. The transcript is spliced from 12 exons. Gene Ontology annotation, biological process: protein localization to cilium.
CGCACGCCCGCCCGCCUGCCCGCCGCGGCCCCGCGCACUCCCGCCGCUUUGCCCGUCGCCCCGCGUAUCUCAGGCAGCCUCUCGCCGAGCUCGCUGCUGGGGCCCUGGCGGUCAGCGCGGGCCUCGGCGGGGCCCAGCGCCCCGGCCCGGGAGGAUGCGGCCCGGGGCGGCCUGGGAGCUGAGCAGGGCCCCCGCGCCGGUCCCCACGGGCUGUGGCCUCCAGAGCCGCAGCCGCCGCCCCGCCCCCGAAAGACAUGACUUCCAAGCCGCAUUCCGACUGGAUUCCCUACAGUGUCUUAGAUGAUGAGGGCAGCAACUUGAGACAGCAGAAGCUUGAUCGGCAGCGAGCCCUGUUGGAGCAGAAGCAGAAGAAGAAGCGUCAGGAGCCCCUGAUGGUGCAGGCCAACGCAGAUGGGAGGCCCAGGAGCCGGCGGGCCCGGCAGUCGGAGGAGCACGCCCCCUUGGUGGAGUCCUACCUCAGCAGCAGCAGCACCACCAGCUACCAAGUUCAAGAGGCCGACUCACUCACCAUUGUGCAGCUGGGAGCCGCCCAUCCCACAGCACCAGCCUCAGCCAAGAGAACCAAGGCAGCAACCACAGCAGGGGGCCAGGGUGGGGCCUCUAGAAAGGAGAAGAAGGGAAAGCACAAAGGCACCAGCCAGCCAGCAGCACUGGCAGAAGACAAGUCUGAGGCCCAAGGUGCGGUGCAGAUCCUGACUGUGGGCCAGUCAGACCACGCCCAGGACGCAGGGGAGACGGCAGCUGGUGGGGGCACUCAGCCCAGCGGGCAGGAUCUCCGUGCCACGAUGCAAAGGAAGGGCAUCUCCAGCAGCAUGAGCUUUGAAGAGGAAGAAGAGGACGAGGAUGAGAACAGCUCCAGCUCCUCCCAGCUAAAUAGCAACACUCGCCCCAGCUCUGCUACUAGCAGGAAGUCCACCCGGGAGGCAGCCUCAGCCCCCAGCCCAACAGCCCCAGAGCAACCAUUGGAUGUUGAGGUCCAGGAUCUCGAGGAGUUUGCACUGAGGCCAGCCCCCCAGGGUAUCACCAUCAAAUGCCGCAUCACAAGGGACAAGAAGGGGAUGGACCGGGGCAUGUACCCCACCUACUUCCUGCACUUGGACCGUGAGGAUGGGAAGAAGGUGUUCCUUCUGGCGGGAAGGAAGAGAAAGAAGAGUAAAACUUCUAAUUACCUCAUCUCUGUGGACCCAACAGACUUGUCUCGAGGAGGGGACAGCUACAUCGGGAAACUGCGGUCCAACCUGAUGGGCACCAAGUUCACCAUUUAUGACAAUGGAGUCAACCCUCAGAAGGCAUCAUCUUCUACUCUAGAAAGUGGGACAUUGCGUCAGGAGUUGGCAGCUGUGUGCUAUGAGACAAAUGUCUUAGGCUUCAAGGGGCCUCGGAAGAUGAGUGUGAUUGUCCCAGGCAUGAACAUGGUUCACGAGAGAGUGUCUAUCCGCCCCCGCAACGAGCAUGAGACACUGCUAGCACGCUGGCAGAAUAAGAACACCGAGAGUAUCAUCGAACUGCAAAACAAGACACCUGUGUGGAAUGACGACACCCAGUCCUACGUACUCAACUUCCAUGGGCGCGUCACACAAGCCUCUGUGAAGAACUUCCAAAUCAUCCAUGGCAAUGACCCGGACUACAUCGUGAUGCAGUUUGGCCGGGUAGCAGAGGACGUAUUCACCAUGGAUUACAACUACCCGCUGUGUGCGCUGCAGGCCUUUGCCAUUGCCCUAUCCAGCUUUGACAGCAAGCUGGCCUGUGAGUAGAGGCCUCCUCGUGCCCUUUGGGGUUGCCCAGCCUGGAGCGGAGCUCGCCUGCCUGCCUGCCUGUCUGCGGAGACAGCCCUGCCUACCCUCUGUACAUAGGCCUUCUGCCAGAUGAAGCUGUGGCCCUCUGUGGGCUCCUUGGUCCAGCCAGCCAGGAACUGGCUCCUCUGUCUCUGUUGCUGAGGCAGGGGAGUAGCAGCGAGUGGCUGGGUGGGUAUGAAGGGACAAAAGUAAUUCUGUCUGUGCCCCAAGAUGAAACUGCCCACCCUGCUCUUGGGUUAGUAUUGUGCUGGAGUCGUGUUUGCCAAGCUGAGCAACCUCUUCAGCUGGGAAGGCUGAGAGAGGUAUGGGUAGAAGGAAGCACAAUACAGGGCUGCUGGGGCCCAGGAGUCAGAUGACGACAGGCACCACAACAGGUAGGGGCACAGUGUGUGUGUAGGACAUACUAACUUUACAUAGCAAAGGGGGCGGUGGCUGAGUCUGACCCAUAACAGCUGCAGAAAGCCCCCUAACUUCAAAAGGCCACGACCAGGCUUAAAAGAAGUUAGGAGGAUGGUAGGGACAGGUGAGUGGCAGGACCUUGCCAGAUUGUGAGGCCUGGCUAUCUGUGGCUAUGGGAAUCAGCUAGGGCCUAUUGUUCUAGCACAUUCGAUUUCUCCAGGUUUUCUCUGUGCUCGCAGAAGCGGUGGGAACCUAGCUCUCAAGGCCAAAUGUCUUAGCAUGAGGCCUGCAGGAUACAGGAUCAGCACAAAGGAGGUGCAUGAACAGGCUCCCUGGAUUGGGGUUGUCUUGGCAGCCCUGUCAACUGCCCCAGGAGCUCUCUGCUGAGCAGCCCCAGCACAACCCCUAGAAAACGUAGAUGGGGUCCAGUUCACCAGCCCAAAUGCACACAGCUAGGCAUGCCUAGGGUUCUUACAGGCAAAGCACCAUUCCCAAACCAUGGUAUGCUCCAGAACAAUCUCCUCUCUCUCUGGAGAGACCCACUUCCCACUGCUGUCAGCCAAACUGUGGUUGGUUAGGGCCUCUAUGUGUGAUUCUUCUUGGGAGGGAAUAUUUUAGAACCACGAGAGAUUAGAGAGAGGUGGUAGGACCCUUAGGGAUCAAUUAGUAUAACCAUGUCACUUUACGUCAAUCACACCGGAAAAUGGGAUUUUCCCUGGAUCACCUCACUGGUUAAUGGCAGAGUUCAGAAUAUCAAAUUCCCUGAUUUCUUUGUUCCCACUGUCCCCUGAGACACUAGCAUCUCUGGCUCUCUAGCCUUAUGCAUGCCCUCCCCACUUCCUCUGAUUCUGGAUCUUAGAGACUUAGAAAUGUCAGAGUUGAUGUGUAAGACUGAAACCAUUCCAGAAGGAAAUCAGGCAGUUUCCUGUUGAAAGUUGUCUGGCUUUUUGCAUGUCCAUCUGAACAGGAUUGGCCAUGGCUGGCCCCUCCGCAAGGGCUGCUCCACCUUGAGCAGGUGUCAGCAAGGCUGCUGCACAUUUCUCUGUCUGGGGGUGAUAGCGCAAGUGUGAAUGUUCCGGGGCUGGGCCUGAUUGCUCCUUCUACUGCCACUGCUACUUCUCCGUGGAUGGCACUGUCUUCCCUUCAGGCUUGGGAACUCUAAGCCCAAGCUCCUGCCCAUUUAUCAUUUACCCUGCCAGAGGCUUCUUGUCCAGACAGAGCUGAAAUCAGUGGAAAGCAGUAGGGUUUGUACCUUGCUUUAGAGUAGAUAUGCUUGGAAAGGCCAAGUAGAAAUUAAUUUUUUGAAAAAAUAAAGGUCAUACUUUAAACAUGUUAGUGAAGCUCUACAGGUGAAGGAGUUUUGACUUAAAUGGAAGUAGUGUGCUCUCAUUUCUUUGCAAUCACAAUUUUCCUAUGUUGAAUGCUUAAAGCAAGGCAUACCUGUUUUAUAGCAGGAUUGCCCAUGCUUUAGCCACACAUGUGGGAGAGGCCCCUCCAAUAAUUAGCUUUUGUUAAUAUGGUCAAGUUCUAGAGGGCAGUGGAAUUUCCUUUGCCAGGACUAGUGAAAUACUGUGGUGCCAUCCUCAUUUCUAUAGUUCUAGUUUGGCCCCUUCUUCCCUGACAUUAAGGAAAAGAGAACAACUUAGUGACAUUAGAGAUGAUAGAAACUAGGUGAUCUCUAAAGUUUGGUCAGGCUAAUUCUCUGAAUCUAUGAUUUGAAGGUAGCACAAGCUGAUUCUGGAUUCUAGUGUGUGUGGCUGGUAAGGGGCUGCUGGUAGCAGAGUAGAAAAAUCAGAAGCACAAUGGAAAAACUCCUGGCUUCUGCUUUCUCCUUUAGUACAUAGAAAGGCACUGGCUGGAUACUUUGGUAGGAUCAGGAAAUGUGGGCCCAGCUUUCUAGCCUGGGUAUGGAGAAGGGUAAUCUCAGCAACAAAAACCUCUGCUGGGUAUUGAAUGACAAGCAAAAGCAGUUUAAUUACCUGCUUGCAACCCAGCUUUAUAAGGUCUGCUCUUAAGACUCCACUCCAAGUGAUGCUGGUUUUCCAUGACCCCUGGCCAUGGGCUCAAGAACUCAUAAAGCUGCCAAGGCUCCUGGAAACCACCUGGGUGAGCCUCUCCCAUAGUAAGAAUUAUUUCCCUUUGCACUCUACCCCAGAUGGUCCUUGAAUGAGCAGGUGUAUUGAAUAUGGAAUGAGCAGUCCCUAAAGGUGUUGGGUAGCUGGGGUCUUAGGCAGCUUUUCUGUAACUGCUCCUGGCUCUGUGACUCCUCCUGGAGCCACACCCCAAACUCUAUACCUUCUCUUGCAGAGCAGAGAAGUUCAAUUCCCCUACUCCAAGUCUAGCUUUUCUUUCCUUCCGGCUUCAAGGUGCUCUGUGUCUAUCUGUGUCUGUCUGAGUGUCUGUGUGUAUUUGGGGAAAAGGGCAAUCAGCAAAUAAUCAACUGAGGUUUAUUAUCACAUUUCUAAGGAUGAGCAGGAAAAGAAUAAGCAUGUAGUCAUGAUCACUUGUGGAUUUUGUCUGUCUGUGUCAUGCUUUUGGAACAGAAGCUUAUCUGGGAAAUUACCAGCUCUUUCUCCCAGGGUUCUGAGCAAGAGGAUAAUACCAUCCAAGAAAGUUAAGUUUUUCACUUCCCACUCUGCAUUCCCUGAAGAAACUGGUAUGUUACAUGUAUGUUUUUGGAUGAAUUUGAACAUAAUCUAGUGAAUGUGCCUUAAAAAUCACGACACUAGUUCAAAGGACACGUGAAGUCCAGACCCAUGAUGAGGACGGGUGUUGGAAGCCAGGGAGUGCGAUAAUCACAGGGUAGGAGAAGUUUCGGAGGCCGCCUCCAGUAACAAGUAGAACACAACUGCAGAAGCAGGAGUUUUUCUUCAUUCUGAGAGUAGCAGGGCACUUCUCUCUAAAUAAACCUAGCAUUUAUUUAGAGGUAGCUCUAUAUUUAACAAGCAAGAGAGGUGAUUUCAAAGGAAAAGGUCCAGGCUUUGUUCAGAAUGGAGUCUACAGUGAGGGGAGAUGCCAGAAAGCUGUGUCCAUAGCUCUGUUAUGCAAGCACAAAUUCUGUCUCCUAGAUGGGUCUCCAGGUGUUCCCUUACUGCUGUAACACUGGCCUUCCCUUUUCUAUAAUCCUUGCCACAGCUGUGACAUCCCUGUGUGACCUCAGGAUGUUAGGUGGCCCCCAGAGCACAUGUUUUCCAGAUAGCUGAGUGAUUUGGCUUUCAUGCAGUGCCCUGCACUGUGACUGAGGCCUGACUGUUCUUUAGUUAGGACCCAGAAUUGGGACUGUACACUGCCCUGGGCCCUGGCUUGUAAGCCUGUAGCAGCCCCUAGGAACAGGCCAAGGGAUGGGCUCUUGUUUGAGUUUAUAGCUGCCUUUCCUUACAUGCCUCUAGUUUGCAAUUUUCUGUCAUCUCAGCAUAUGGGGGGAGGGGCAGGAGUAUUGGAACCAAUUUGGUUUUUAAAUUUUCCAACCAAAUGAAGAAGCAAGUUAGUUUUACAGAAAGCGCCACUGUGCUUUAUAGCUAUGUGAUGUUGAGCAAACUGCAUUAACAUCUCCAGGUCCAUUUCCUUAACUGCAAGACGCAGAUGUUGACCUGUCAAAGCUUGCUGUAGGAUUCAGGGUGAAUGAAAGGUACUCCUUGCUUUCAUCACUACCUUUUCUAGCUCAUCACUGUGCCUUUUUUCUUUCUUAAGAAAGACAUCACAACCCUCUCCUCCUCUGUGCUCUUGUCCCUCCCUCCCAUAUCAAAGUCCAGGCAUAGCUGGAGUUGAGGCUGAGAUACAGUGUUUCCUAGAGGGCAACUUAGAAUCCAUUAGAAAGGGAAGCCCAACUCUGGUCUCUUUAAUCCUGCAUUUGGUGACAAAGGGGACUUGGUCAGAAUGGGUGACAUUUCUCUUGCUGGGAAUACACAUUUAGCCACUUUUCAUAAUGCCUAGAAAAUUAUGUCUAUUUGCACAAGAUUGUCUUUUCCUAUUUUGGAGUGGUCAUUUUAUUUUUGUUCAACAUUAUCUGGAGUUUUAGACAAAUUUGCAAAACUGUGCUUUUAUUAAGUGACUUUUUGAAUAAACUCUUUGGUAUUCUGAAGCAAAUGUAUUUAUUUAUUGGUAUGUGCAAUGACAAACGGUAUUUUCCCAUGUUGACAUUAUGUAUGUUGUAGAAUUUUAGUGUUUGUCUAAGUACAGACAUAUAUCAACAAAUUAAACUUGAAUUGUUUCAA